AUGAUACGGGACAUUUUUGAGGGCCUUAAUGCUCGCAAGAGUGGCGCAACAGAGAUAGCCAACUUUCUUGUGCUUUUACUACGCAAAGCUGCUUCGAUGUAUCCGGGUCUUGCUGAUGAACUUCAAACAUUGGGCUUGAGCAUGUCAUGCCGGUGCAGGGAUCUGGCCACUGUGCUCUCAGAACUUAGCCAGAAUCUGCCCUCGCGAGACCACAAGGUGAGGACUGCUUUUGUGCAAUCCGUGCAGAAGGGUGGCUUUAAAAAUAGGAGGUCGGCCAAGCAAUUUGGAAUUCACAUUUCCCGGAGAGUGUGGCGAACUGCUUCUACUACGCACAAGCCCGUGUCUCGGUUGGGUAGGCCGAGGAUUCGAGAUGACCCUGCUGUGGUGGAUUUGGUGAAAAGUUCUGCCCUACGAAACUCGGUGGAGACAUCCAAGUUUAUGAUGGUGCCUUCGCAGAAUGCCAAGAGCAAGGAAGUUGUGGUGAGACGUUGGACUAGCAGCCCUUUGCAGAUCUACUUGGAAGACGAGCAGUUGCUUGCAAAGAUGAGCUAUAUGAGUUUCACGCGCAUUGUACGAGCAGAGUGCCCUCAUGUAAGGAAAGUGAACAGCUUCAUUGCCAACAUGCGCGCCGAUCUCCAUGCAACCUAUGACAAGUACUUCCAGCAUUUCGACGACGCAGAAACUGUUGCUUCAGACAACCCAGACCCAGCUUCCCUGUGCCGCAAAUAUUUGUUGUACGUCAACCAGCACACACAGAAAUACAGAAAAGAGCUUCAAGCGGUUUCACGCAAGUUGAUCUUCGCCUUGCAUGAAAAGGAAGGACCUGUGGAGUAUGAGCUGCAGUGGCUUUGCAAGCUUGUU
Durusdinium trenchii is the source of this 861-nucleotide messenger RNA. Lineage: Eukaryota; Dinophyceae; Suessiales; Symbiodiniaceae. The record is from the annotation of a GenBank genome assembly.